UCUUUAGUAACAUUCAAACACUCAGAACGAGCACAUCCGAGUCUCCGUAAAAAUUGUUUGUUUUAUUUUGUGAAACUUUUUUCAUUCCGAUUUGUACGAAAUUUUUGAAGAAACUUUUUUUUUUUUCUUUAUAUUUUUUUUAACAAAGUUUAGACGUAAUAGAUCUAGAUUAUGAAUCGACUGACGCAGCACGUCGUGGAGGGCAAGUCCAGGUGCCACGAUUACCGUCAUGCCGUAAAGCUAAAUGUUUGGAACAGCGAAUUAGAUGACAUCAAAAUAUGCCUGGACAUGCCUUACCUGGAGGUACUGGUUCUAAACGCGAACAAUAUUGAUACUCUAAGCAGCCUUCAGAACUGCCAUCGAUUGAAAGAGCUAUACAUCCGAAAGAAUAAAAUCGCCAGCUUUGAAGAGCUCAACUUCCUGGCCAACGCCCGAUGCCUGACCUUGCUUUGCUUGGAGGACAAUCCUUGCACCGUGGAAGCCGGAAGCAACUACAGGGCCUGUGUGCUGCGCAAGCUGCCGCAGCUGAAGAUUCUGGACGGUGUGGAAGUCUGCGAGCUGGAGUUGCAGGCCGCCCUCCGCCACGAGGCCUAUCCGGUCCAGAAGAAAGUCAGCAAAGCUCGGGUGGCGGUGUCGGCGCCCUCUACUUGUGACACCAAGAUGAACAACUGUCGCGAGCGACGGGAGAGGGAGCCGCAGAAGGAGCCGCAGAAGGAGCCGCCGAAGGAGCUGCAGCCGGUGAAGGAGCAAGUCCGCCAGGAUGUCAGCGGUGCCAUGCCAGCGAUGUUAGCCAAAAGCGAAGGUCCCGUCCAGAAUUUAAAUCUUGUGCCCAGCUCCAUCCAUCCGAGCCUGGCAGUCAUUGUAGCUCAGCAGAGGCGUCUUAAGCUGAAUAGAAAUUUGCUGAACGCCUCUUUGUCCCUCAUCCGUGAGAUGGACGCACCGACGCUGAAGGCGCUCAGUCAAGCCAUCCAACAGCUAAUACUUAACAAAUCGUAGAUUCCAGAUCCGAGAUCAAAAUUAAGGGAAUUUCCCAUUUUUGUAUCCAGUAAUUUCCCGAAUUUCGCAUAUCGGUUCUAGCUCAAGGAGAAAUAUCCCGAUUUCCCAAGCUACAAAAUAUAAACAUAAAA
Messenger RNA from Drosophila elegans, 1127 nucleotides. Its product is annotated as cilia- and flagella-associated protein 410-like. The record is from RefSeq and is a predicted model, not a curated record. Bases 172 to 996 code for a protein of 274 amino acids. Gene Ontology annotation, molecular function: protein binding. The transcript has 2 exons. Gene Ontology annotation, biological process: cytoskeleton organization. Lineage: Eukaryota; Metazoa; Arthropoda; Insecta; Diptera; Drosophilidae.